Messenger RNA from Drosophila biarmipes, 836 nucleotides. RefSeq lists its product as uncharacterized. Bases 62 to 613 code for a protein of 183 amino acids. The record is from RefSeq and is a predicted model, not a curated record. NCBI's taxonomy places the organism in Eukaryota, Metazoa, Arthropoda, Insecta, Diptera, Drosophilidae. The transcript is spliced from 2 exons.
CUGACUUCAACUUAGUAAUCUAUCGAUUUGUGCUCACCGAAAAUAAAUUGACAACCUCAAAAUGUCUGGCGUUCAGCUCAUUGUAACGCCCACAACCGUGAGUUUUCAGGCGUCCCUAUUGCACUCCCAAAAGCGUCGGAUAAUUCUGAUCAACUCCAGCGAUAAGGUUGUGAUCUAUAGAGUUUGUUUGAGUAAUGAUAAGGAUUACAAGGCGGAGCCUUCGACGGGCAGAGUAGAAGCAUUUGAUAACACCGAAUUCACUGUAACCCUGUCGCCAGUUGAGGAGGAUCUACCCGAUUGCACCAUUGUUGUGAAAAGCAUAGCAGAAGAUAAGUUAAUAAAGGGAAAAAAUGCCCAAUGGAACUCGACGAGUGUGAAGAUAGAACUAGAUCCCAAGAAAUCCCCCCGUCUAAGGAAUGAUACCUUGGGGACCGCUCUGAAGCCCCAGGCUCUGGAUGAGAUACUCGAAGAACACUAUAAACCAGUGUGUGCGGACUGUGACCAGAAGUUGAUUGAAGCAAAUGCCUCCCACAUCGGGCGGAAUGGCUUCUUAGGUUUUGUUUUGGUUUGCGCCGUCUGCCUGGUAUCUUAUUAUAUCCAUGAGAAACUGUAGGUCUUGUGGUCCAGGAACGACUUUGCAGCGCGAAUCAAUUGAAUUAUGAAUUAUGCAAAUAGGAAUCCCAGCCCCAAGCGGAUUUCACUCAGCCCAUCUCACAGUUACCUAAAUCAAUCAUACGCGCCGUUGGCCUCAUUAGUCGAGCGUUUAGCCCAGCCACUUUCUCGCCCUCUUCAGUUCGACCUAUGUUUGCACUCAGAAAAAUAAAUGGUUAUAUAUC